GCCGACGCUUUAGAUGGUGACCCGCCGAUGCGCGUCGCGGCGCGCGCGGCGCCGCGCGUCGUCGCGGCUUCGGCGUUUGGCGGUGCUGCGGGCGGCGACGUGCCGCCCGAGAAGCCCCGCGCCGAUCUACUCGAUGGUGCCCGCGCGCUCGACGCUUUAGAUGAUCCGACGGCGGGCGCCUCUGACGAGACGUUGCGCUUAUUGCCGUCGCCCGCGCUCCAGGCGCUCGCUGCUUCGGACGCCUCGGCGUCUUCUCAGCGCGGCGCGCCCGUCGCUUCGUUAGAUGGGCCUUCCCUGACGCGCGGAGCGCCUGAAUCGGCGGCCUUCGGCGGCUCGGACGCGCUCAUGCCUCCACUGCGGCGCGCCGACGACGAUGAUGAUGACGACGACGACGACCCCCUCACGGCGGCGGUGCGCAAAGCCGAAGCGAAGCCCGAAACUCCAGAGGCUCGGGAGGCUCUGAACGAUCUACCGCCGGGGAAGACGCCUUCGAGCGGCCUCGCGGCCCUGUUACUGCGCUUCAAUUUAUUUGCGGUCAUCAAGGAGACGUGCUCGGUCGUCGGCGGUUCUCUGAUUGACGAUUUGGAGGAGUUAGACCAGGAGAAGCGGAAGGAGAGAGGAGGUGGCGGCUGGCCCAUUAAAUUCUACAUCUACAAGAUCGUCUUGUUCGCGGCGCAGAUGGCUCUCAUCUACGGGGACGUCCGCUUCGGGGACAUGGGCAUCAGCAUCUUCCGGUGCGUCUUCGGCCGCUAUUGCCUCGCAAAGAUCUUGUGGGUGGGCAAAAAGACGAUGCUGGACGCGAUAAAGAUGCAGGUGCCGCUGCUCUGGGUGCCUCUGGAGGUGCGAGCCGAGGACCUGCACCUGCUGCCGUCGUGGGUCCGCGUCGCGUUCCCGCGGGGCCUGCGCUUCGACUCGAUCGCGGUGAUCAAGGCGCUCCUGCAGCGGUCGAACGGCUUGUUCUUCGACUGCAAGUGCUUGCUCUGGUCCAGCGUCGCCGGCGUCGCCGCCUCGGGCACGGCGCUCGCGCUCACAACGGCCUGCGUCGCGCCGCGCCGCGCGAAGCGCUCGCGGGCGCUCGUGUCGUCUUCGGCGCCGGGCGGCUCUUCUGAUGCGGUGUCGUCGCUCUUUUCGGCGGGCGUCGACUACGCGGCCAUCGAUUUCUCCUCGCUCCCGACGUGCGCGCGGCGCGGCUCGGCGCUCCUGUCUUCGCAGCUCGGGUUCCCGCUCUCGGCGUCGGUGCCUUUCUUCUACAUCCGCUUCCACAAGCCGAACUCUUCGAAGCUCACGGAGUGGUUCCUCGUCGACGACCUGGGGUCUGUCGCGCCGGAGCUCAACCGCCAUCGGGUCUGGGACACCAUGCCCGCCUGGGUCCUCUCAUCCAAGACGCUGCGCGCGCUCGCGGCCGGCGCGGCCCUGAUCUUCCGCGGGAUGGACGUCCGCGAGGUCGCGACGUCGCCUCAAUCGCUCCUGGAGGUCUUCGAUCCGACGAUCGAGUGCAAACACAACUACACCUACACGAUCUGGGCCGGCGUCGACUUCGUCAUCUUGCUGCCGGACGGCCGCGUGCUCGACAAGCGGCUCUUCCUCCUCGAGCUCCUCAAGGCCUACGCGGACGCGGCCUGA
Messenger RNA from Pelagomonas calceolata, 1623 nucleotides. The record is from the annotation of a GenBank genome assembly. Lineage: Eukaryota; Pelagophyceae; Pelagomonadales; Pelagomonadaceae.